Messenger RNA from Cydia fagiglandana, 813 nucleotides. RefSeq lists its product as uncharacterized. The transcript has 2 exons. NCBI's taxonomy places the organism in Eukaryota, Metazoa, Arthropoda, Insecta, Lepidoptera, Tortricidae. The record is from RefSeq and is a predicted model, not a curated record. The coding region runs from base 1 to 534 and encodes 177 amino acids.
AUGGUAACCAUGGUUAGAUUAGAGGUGCUCUAUGAAAAGUGGUCGGAGCGUCUGGAGAUCCCGGGAGCUAGCCGGGACCUGGUGGCCGCUGUUCGGCCUGUCCUGAAAGAAUGGGUCGAAUGCAAGCACGGUGUACCCUCCUUCCACCUCACACAGCUCCUGACGGGGCACGGCUGCUUCGGCUGGUACCUGUGUGAGAGGGUGGGAAGAGAGCCGACGACAGUGUGCCACCAUUGUGAUGGAAGAGCCGUGGACACGGCCCAACACACGCGCGAGAUAUGCCCUGCGUGGGCGGAGCCUCGCGCUGCUCUGGCCGCGGCUGUGGGAGGAGACCUCUCACUGCCGGCGCUAAUACGCCGUAUGAUCAGCAGUGAGGAGGCAUGGGCGGCAGUGGCUUCCUUUAGCGUCACCGUUCUGACGCAAAAGGAAGCCGCAGAACGAUCGCGCGAGGACGACGCGAACUCGCUUCCUCAGCGCCGAAGGAGGCCAGGUAGGCGGAGAAGAGCCUUCGCAGCUAGGAUAAUGCCGCCUUAACGGGAACCUGCGGGUGAUGGAUCGGGAGUUCCAUCACUCGCCUGAAGAGGUUUCGAGCUGGAAGGCCCUCAAGUGUUCCGAGGUGCCUUCAGCGGAGAACGCUGCUAGAGCAGCCCCAAAUGAUGGGCUCGCAAGAGCAACGCCGACGGGGUAUCGGAGGUCUACAAUCGAGUUCCCGAAACCCCGUCAACAAAGCGCGCGGCGGAACACCCCAGGGGUUUUAGUCCGUGGAAGUCGGACAUACCCACUGAGCUUCUCCCGGGCCAGUGGGAUCCAUAA